CAGGUUAAUCAUCAUCAUUAAUUUAAAGUCAAUAAAAUGUUUAUGACGUUCACACGCUGGUGACCCUAUCCGUUUCCAAUUAGAAAAAUGUCAUUUUCCGAUUCAAAUCCAACGACGCUUUCUGUUUAUCAAUAAAAUCGCUUCACUCUGCUGCCUCGGUUGGCUUUCCGAAACAGUAUUUUCGAUGUGAAAUAAAGUGUAAUUUUAAUAUAACUCACCUGGAAAAAGUGCUCAGCAAAGUUUGGUUCAGUGGUGCAUCAUUGAACCAAUGUGGACAUAUCGGAAAAAAACCCCGUCGGAAACAUUGAGCUGAGUGAGUAACGAUCCAUCCCCAAGGAUGGACUUCGGCGAUCGGAUUGAGGAUUACGAAGUGUAUGAAAUACUGGGCAAGGGGGGAUUUGCCAGUGUGUACCGAGCAAAAUGCCUUGGAACCGGGAACUUUGUGGCGAUCAAAAUGAUCGACAAAAAAUUGAUGCAAUCUUCUGGAAUGGCCAACCGGGUUCGACAGGAGGUGAGCAUUCAUUCCCAGCUGAAGCAUCCGUCAAUCCUGGAGUUGUACACAUUCUUCGAGGAUGCCAACUACGUCUAUCUGGUACUGGAGCUAGCUGAGAACGGUGAACUGCAGCGGUAUCUCCGGGAAACAAAGAAGACGUUCAACGAGUACGAAGCUGCCUCGGUGCUGAAGCAGGUGGUAGAUGGACUGCUGUAUCUUCACUCGCAUCACAUCCUACAUAGGGAUAUGUCCCUCGCCAAUCUGUUGCUCACCAAGCAGAUGACCGUCAAGAUAUCGGAUUUUGGGCUGGCGACGCAGUUGACACGACCGGAUGAAAAACACAUGACACUCUGUGGGACCCCAAACUACAUCUCACCGGAGGUGGCUUCCCGUGCGUCGCAUGGUCUUCCGGCCGAUGUCUGGGGUCUCGGCUGUAUGUUGUACACUUUCCUGGUAGGGAAGCCUCCUUUCGAUACCGAAGGAGUGAAGUCCACCCUGACGAAGGUCGUGAUGUCCAACUACACCAUUCCAUCGUACAUUUCGGCGGAGGCGCGGGAUUUGAUUGACCAACUUCUGAAGAAGAAUCCGGCAGAACGAAUCAAGCUGGAUCAGGUAUUGCAGCAUCCCUUUAUGCAAAAGGCGACCGGCUUCAGCUAUCGGGCCGGAGGUACGCUUGCUUCCAGCGAUAGUGGUGUCGUCACAAUGUCCAGCAACGGAAGCUCCAAUCGUUCAAACAUUCCUUCCGGCUACGGCCAUGAUCGGUUUCAACCGGCACCCAUCGGCCAUCAAAUACCUCUGCGAUAUCAACCGAUCAGCGAGCACGAGUAUGACUUCCAGGAGAGCAUUCUGCCACCACAGCGACCGAAAUCCGCUUCGCACAACAAACCAACGUCGGAUUUCUUCUCCGGCGUGAGCAACGAUCGUCGAAUGAUGGCCCCGCCUUCUCGAGCUAUCCAGCAUCACCUGAACCAGAUAUCCCUUCUACAACAGUUCAACAGUUUAGAACUGAUGGAAAAAUACAACAUCAACAAAGCGGACAUUGCCAGUGUGGGGCGAUCGGCAUCCGAGGGUAGCUCUGGAAUGCUUCUGCAGGAACAACAUCAAAGGCACCAGCAGCAGCAACACCAUGCUAUUUCAUUGCUAAAUUCCAAGCCCAAAUCGGCUUCUAUCUCGAUGCUUUAUCAGAUACCGGGUAGUGGGGAGCCUUCGUCGUUCGGCGAAAAGGAAAACUACAUUCACCAUAAGCGGGAUGAACGGGAAACGCCUUUGAAUCUCGGGGAUUAUGAUUUCAUUGACCACUGUCAACCUAAGGGCAAAGACUAUGCAUCGCGCAGUGCCACACCGAAACGUAGAAGCCCCGCUAAGUCGCCCAGAAAGCGCCUAGACGUUCCACCUCUCAACACAGCCCGGUUGCUUCCCAAUCGGCACAAGACCAAGAAUGCCAUUCUCAGCAUCCGAUCCAGUGGGGAAGUUGUGUUGGAGUUCAUCAAGUUUAAAACCCGCUACAAAGAGGACCGGGUGGUGGACGUUUGUCGAAUAUCGUCCGAUGGUUUGCGAUUCGUGCUGUACCAUCCGGAUGGGGGCAAAGGUGUCCCCAUAGAGGACGAACCGCCUGACGUGCCUCCGGGCGGAGCCGACAGUAUCUUCAGCUACGAGAAUCUGCCGGAGAAGCACUGGAAAAAGUAUCAGUACGCGGCGCGGUUUGUGCAGAUGGUGAAGGCCAAGACUCCCAAGAUCACGUACUACAGCGAGAAGGCCAAGUGCCAGCUGAUGGAGACGCUGGAAGAUUACGAAGCGAGUUUCUAUAGUGGAACCAAAAUUGUGAAAUCACCCCAGGACGGCGUCAAAAUAGUGGAUUCCAACGGCAUCACCAUAAGGACCACUGCUAAUUUGAGUUCCUCGCAGAACGCAGAGUAUCAGCAUUUUCAGCAAACCAUGGAACACUGUCUGAACAUCGAGCGAGCCCUUUCUGCCAUCCAAACUGGGAAAACCUUUCCGCUCAUCAUCGGUCGACGACCUGCACACGCCCCUCCUCCAUCGUCCAGCUCCUCUUCUUCCUCAACCAAAGAAAACCAAAUCUAUUCUAACAUCUCCUCUCCCAACACCCCUCACACGCCCCAUCAGAUGCCAUCGUUUGCCAUGUCCACCGGGUCCCACACCUCGGCUGGCAAUCCACUAAGCCGUCGCCCUAUUCCCUCCUCCAAACCCGUACCUCCCAACUUUUCCAACGUGGCCACGAAAAAGUGCACCAUCCCGGGCAUCGGAACGGCCGUCCAGCUGUCGCAGGGCGUCGUCCAGGUCCAGUUCCUCGACGGAGCCACCCUUUCGCUGAUCCCAAUCGAGCAGGGCGGUGGCGUGACGUUUUCCCCCGCCAUUGGAAGCCCACUGCAGCACUACUCCACCCAGGACGAUGCGCUGCUGCCGGCGACCCUGCGGGACAAAAUCGGCCAAAUGCCGGCGAUCUUGCGCGAACUAAACACCGCUCCGGUGCCGUCGAUUCCGUUCAACUUUGUCGAGGGCUCUUCGCCGCGGACACCAUUGACGAGGUUUAUGCGAUGAAGGCGGAGGAAGCCUCGAUAGCGGAAACAAUGCUUUUGUUAAAGUUCAAAUCAACAAAAUUCGUUUUAAGCCAAACUCUCUACUAAUUGUAUUUGUAGGUGGUAUUACGAUAGCUCAGAGAUUUUAUCGACAGUGAAAUCACGUUCUAUGGACAGUAGGAAACUUGCACUAUUUUCUAGUUCAACUGUACUGAAGUAAUUUAUUAUAUAUUUUUUUAA
This is a messenger RNA of Aedes albopictus (Asian tiger mosquito), 3270 nucleotides long. RefSeq names its product serine/threonine-protein kinase PLK4 (gene SAK). The transcript is spliced from 5 exons. Bases 338 to 3052 code for a protein of 904 amino acids. NCBI's taxonomy places the organism in Eukaryota, Metazoa, Arthropoda, Insecta, Diptera, Culicidae. Gene Ontology annotation, molecular function: ATP binding; protein serine/threonine kinase activity; protein binding. The record is from RefSeq and is a predicted model, not a curated record. Gene Ontology annotation, cellular component: kinetochore; nucleus; spindle pole. Gene Ontology annotation, biological process: protein phosphorylation; mitotic spindle organization.